Molecule: messenger RNA, 3552 nt
Organism: Cyclospora cayetanensis
Lineage: Eukaryota; Apicomplexa; Conoidasida; Eucoccidiorida; Eimeriidae
Exons: 2
Coding region: 1-3552 (1183 amino acids)
Source: RefSeq, a predicted model, not a curated record
AUGAAGGCCACUUCAGCUCCGCGGAUAGCCCCCCUUAUGGCAGGAUUUCCUGGGACGCCGUCAGGCCUGAGCUCAACGGCCUUGGGGGCCCUUGCCACAGCACCCCCGCCACUCAGUCGGACUCUCGGACGGCUGGGCACGGGUUCCUGGAUGCGUCUAGCCUUAGAACGGUCGUCGGCUCUGAUCUCUGGGGAUGAGAAACUGGCUUCUGUGGAUCCUCCCGCUUCGCAGCAAGUCGGCAGUCACCAGCACGAGUCCCCUGCACAGCCAGUUGCUGCUGAGAGGCAGGACCCCCCGACAAUUCUGGGGGAGGGCCCUGACAGGCCCGCGUCUUCGUUAGAUCAGAGGAGUAGACCCCUUAAAGGGAAGCGAGGCCGCGUAGGGGGUGUGGAAGCCGCCUCUUUCGAACCCGAUUUGGAGCACCAGGGCACCGAAGGUGAACCUAAUGAAUCCGCAGGGGGAGCACAAAGACCCCGGAGGCAGGCUCCGCCUACCGGGAAGAAGCACAACAAGAAGCGUCGCAGAAAUCUUGAGGAGGUAGCAGAACAUGCUGGAGGCACACACAAGGGCUCCCGCGGGAACUCGCCAGCAACAGCAGCAUGCGCAGCAGACCCUAAGGUGGUUGCUCUGGGGAAGGAACGACAGCAGGAGGAGCAGAUGGAAGCGGCAGACGCCCUCGCUUCAAUCAAAUACGAUGUGGAUCUCCGGACAGGCCAUGUACAGGCCCCCGAACAGGUGGUACCGCCUCAAAAAUACCGCAUUAGCACCAAAGGACUCCAGAGUGUCACUAGGUCCCAAAGGAUCCCGUCAGAGAUGGAGAGUGACGCUACCUACACCGAAGUGCAGCAGCGGUUGACAGACGAAGGACCAUCACAGAAUAUUCCUGGAGGAAAGUCGCCAAGUGCAGGGGGGCCCUCCACAAGGGCCCCAGGAGACUUUUCCUUUGUUGUCGGACUCAUUGGUGGUCUCGCCGUCCCUGCCGCUGUUGACUCUGCUACGGGGUCUCCAGAAGACGAUCAAGAGAAGGAGCGGCAGCACGCAGAAGCGCGGCAUGAAAAACGCCGUAAAGGGCACAAGGCGACGAGACGGAAGCACGAUGAGGAAUCCUCACACCCUACCCAGGGCCACCCCACAAGGGGUUCGUUGAGGACCUCGAGCAAUUCUACUGGCACUGCCUCCGCGCAGCAGCAGUCCCAGCAGUCUGGACAGCAAGAAGAUGUGGCAGACUGCAAGCGGCGCAGCGAGCGGCGUCAGAGGCGAAGGACCAUCGAGCGCCGUCACCGUCGGCCUGAGGUUGCCUUCUCCCCACAAAGGCUUCCCCAGCUCUCGCAUUCGAGCUCUGGAAAAGGCCCUCAGGAAAAAUCGAUUCUCUCGGUAACAUCUGCAUGCCCGACUUCGCCCCCUGGGCCUUCAUGUGCCUCGGUUGGGAUUCAAGCAGAUGCGGCUUCCUGCCCCUUCUUUCCUUCGCUUUGGACGGGCGACUUUGCUGCUGCGUCUGAGCGGGCCCACAACGAGGAAAAACGGAAGCUCAUGAGGCUCCUGGGCUCCUCUGAGGGGGGGGCUUCCCCCCAGGCUCCAGAUCAUGCACCCCAGAACGAGAAGGCAGCUAAGUGCCCUGUUGGAGAUCCUCUGGACGAGGAAGGCACCUCUUCUAGCAGUGACUCUCCUGCAAGUCCCGCAAGAAGCUCCCAACGACACUUCCAGGGUGCCCCCGUUUUCAAGCCUCGUUACGUUUCUUUCGGCGGCAGUGUUAGCUGCACCCUGUUUGCUGCUGGUGGGGCGGCAGAGGCACAGAAAGAGAGAGACGCGGAUGCCUCCAUGGCCCUUGGCUCAGGCCUACUGGCCUCACCUGCCCAGUGGAACCCAAGCGGAGACUCUGCUCGCCUGAUGAGGGCCCUCAGAAGGACUCACCGCCGCCUAAUCCUUGGGGGCCAGUCUGCAGUGCUCCGCAGCGACAGCAGUAGUGAAGAAGAGAGUAGCAGGGAGCCAUCGCCAUGCCCCUCUGUGGAGGCACAAGAUCCUGCCGCAUCUGAUGCUCCGCAUGUUCAGGCUUCACCAGCAACUCUGGUUGAGACCGCUACUGCCUCUUCAGAUCAAAGGGCAAAGGCGAACGAAGGCGAUUCUGUGGAUCCGACGUCCUCAAGGAAGAUUCAUCUGCAAGAGGACCCUGUGCUGCAAGAUACAGCAGCAGCCACUGCAGCAUCAGUUACUUUGCCUCCGGCAGCCUCAGUAGUUUUACCGCCAACAACAGCUCCACCCCCAUCGCUGGGUGUGGCGAGCGGCCGAAGCCGCCAGCCUCGCAGCAGUGCACCCCCGGCAUUCGGCUCCCACUUAAACUCCUGGAGACUCUCCAACAACGGCAGCGACUCGGAUGGAGAGGCAGGGGCGAAGCCUUUGCAGCUAGAUGGCAACAAUAUCAGCAAUGACAGCGGAACGACCAACAGCAACAACGCGGUGGUCGCAGCGGGAGCUCCCCUGUCAAGGCAAGGUCCUUUAAAGCACCAGAUUACAGGCCCAAUGGAGGCGGCAGGAACACCAGUGGCUCAACACUUCAGCUGUGCUGCUGCUGCGGAGGCAAUGGCCGACGCUUCCACCCCUCUGAUAGUGGAGGCCCCUGCCGUUUCUGGUCGAUGGGAGCCUCCGCAGAUCUCAGUGGCGCUUCAGAACGAGCAGCAAGAAAAGCAUAAGACGUUGAUACCAUCUGCAUCCGCCGCUACUGAGGAGCUCGUCUUGGAGACCCCUAACGGGCAUUCUAAUGUUGUUUCUGCCAUUGACCAACUAGACGCUGUGGCCAUGGCGAGGCAUCCACGCGACUCGCCGCCAAUCAAUCUUCUGUCAUCUCCACGAAAGGAAAGGUCCUCCGAGGCGGAACCUAUUGGGUCCCUCUCCCUUGAGGGAAGCCCCAUGGGAACGUCUAGAGAAGAAGCUACAGAAGUAAAGGGGAGGCAUCAAGAUGUGUCGAUUAAUUGUUCAAACAGGUACGAGGGGUCUCUAGAGGCACCAAAAGAUUGCCGGAUAUCUCAGGAAGCACAGGGGCCUUGUGAGGAGCCCCAUGAAGAAAGCCUUCUUAAGAAAUGGGAAGGCGUGGACGUUGAGGGGGAUGAAAUUGUUCUAUCUGAUGGGAGGAAUCCCGAGGAUGCGGAAUGGAUGGCCUCACCAUCUCGGUCCGCACAUGCCUCUCCCCUGGUGGUUUCGGUUCCAGAUAGUGAGGUAGAGGUUGCUUCUCCACUAUCGUUGAUGCUUGAGGAGCAGCUGCAGCAUCAGGCAGCCGUGAGAGAUGCCGCAGCAGAUACCAACGAGAAUCUUCCACGGCAGCAGCAGCAGCAGAACUCGAGGGGAAAUACCACCAUCUUCGAGGAAGCAGAAGAUAAGGCUCAGACCUUAUUUGCGACAGCGCCAGCGGAAGCGGGGAAACCAGGCCUUUCAGCCCUUUGGUUUAGAAAUUUGGGAGAGAUAGGCCUUGAUGAGCAUCGCCCCGCUACAGAGCCCCGAGUGUCGCGCUGUGGCAGCCUGACUCCAGGUAAAGGACAAAGUGUCUACGGAGGCUUUUGA